This is a messenger RNA of Leptidea sinapis, 495 nucleotides long. It is a transcript of the gene mRpS21, whose product is annotated as 28S ribosomal protein S21, mitochondrial. The coding region runs from base 126 to 416 and encodes 96 amino acids. The record is from RefSeq and is a predicted model, not a curated record. Gene Ontology annotation, cellular component: ribosome. The transcript is spliced from 2 exons. Gene Ontology annotation, biological process: translation. NCBI's taxonomy places the organism in Eukaryota, Metazoa, Arthropoda, Insecta, Lepidoptera, Pieridae. Gene Ontology annotation, molecular function: structural constituent of ribosome.
ACAGGAUACUUUUUGUUUUUGGUGUUACUAGUGAUAAUGCGAAUAGACUGACUAAAAAUAAUCUUUGCUCCAUUUUCAAUUAAAUACACUUUAUUAAAUAGAAUUUUAAAUUUCAGCAAUAGACAAUGCAUCUGACUUUACGGCUCCUAGGUAAUCGCCAUCCAUCAUUUAUUGCGCGUACAGUAUUUGUGCAAAACGAAAACGUUGAUGAUGCUUGUAGACUUAUUAACAGAAUCCUGGGGAAAGAAGGAAUCUUGGAACAAUACCGACUUACUAGAUAUUAUGAAAAGCCCUUCCAGGUAAGAAGAAGAGUAAACCAUCAAAAAUGCAAAGCAAUUUAUAAUGAAGAUAUGGAAAGAAAGAUACAAUUUGUACUCAGAAAAAAUCGUCAUGAGCCUUUUCCGGGAUGCCAUUAGAAUGUUGUGAAAGUGUAGUUGUAAUUAUGUAAUAUUAAAAUGAAAUAAAAGUCUUAAAUAAACAAUAGUUAAAAAGUAA